AUGGGAAAGGAGGAAACAGGGUUCAUCUUCAAAACUGUUCAUGCAUUAAUGGCAGCUCGAGUCUCCUUCUUCGCCGUUGCAAUUGCACUUCUGCUCAUGAACGUCCAUGCCACAACUGAGAAUCAGCCUGGUGAAGCUUUUAAUUUCAGUUACUCGGGCAAUACGGGUCCUAACAAAUGGGGAAACCUGAAUCCGAAGUUCUCAGCAUGUUCACAUGGAAAACUGCAGUCUCCCAUAGACAUUGUGAAGGAGAAGGCUGUUCUUAAUAAGAAGCUAAAGCCUUUAACCAGAAGAUACUAUCCUGCAAAUGUUACUUUGGUUGACAAUGGCUUCAAUGUUGAGGUGCAUUAUGGGAAAAAUGUAGGAGUGUUGAUUGUAGAUGGUAAGAAUUACACCUUGAAGCAAAUGCACUGGCAUUCUCCCUCUGAGCACCGCAUCAAUGGCGUCCAGUAUGAUGCAGAGCUCCAUCUAGUCCACAUGGCAGAUGAUGGCAACUUCUCAGUUGUGGCAAUCCUCUACCGGUUAGGCCAUGCUGAUCCCAUCGUUGCUCAGAUACAGAAAAAAUUAGAUGAGUUGGAGAACGAAGUGCGCGCAGGUCAUGGAGACGCUCAUAUUGUUCUAGGGACCGUUAACACAAAGAAAUUAAUGCGAAGGACCCGAAAGUACUACAGAUAUGUUGGCUCUCUCACCACACCUCCAUGCUCCCAAAAUGUCAUCUGGCACAUACUUGGCAAGGUGAGAUCAAUAUCGAAAGAGCAAGUAAAGGCUUUGAAGGCUCCACUUAAAUCGACAUGCAAGAACAAUUCGAGGCCGGUGCAAGCACUCAAUGGACGACAAAUUGAGCUUUAUGAUGAGCUUCAUUAG
This is a messenger RNA of Ilex paraguariensis (yerba mate), 864 nucleotides long. NCBI's taxonomy places the organism in Eukaryota, Viridiplantae, Streptophyta, Magnoliopsida, Aquifoliales, Aquifoliaceae. The record is from the annotation of a GenBank genome assembly.